Aspergillus terreus NIH2624 is the source of this 960-nucleotide messenger RNA. Its product is annotated as alpha/beta hydrolase. Gene Ontology annotation, molecular function: hydrolase activity. The record is from RefSeq and is a predicted model, not a curated record. NCBI's taxonomy places the organism in Eukaryota, Fungi, Ascomycota, Eurotiomycetes, Eurotiales, Aspergillaceae. The coding region runs from base 1 to 960 and encodes 319 amino acids. The transcript has a single exon.
AUGCCCCUGAGCUACGACCCGGCGUUCUCGGCUGCUGCAGCCCCCAUCCUAGCCGCCAUAGCAGCGUCUCCCCUGCCUGCUGUGCACGAUGUCAAGGCCCGCCGGGUGGGCAUCACCGCCCUCUACGCCGCGAUGUUUGCAAAACUUCCCGACGCACCGGACGUGGAACAGACCAUCCACCAGAUCCGCUCGUACGACGGCGCCACCAUCUCCGUGUACCGCUUUGCCCCCAAGCAGCGCUCAUCGUCGCCGGGUCCUGCGAUCCUGCACUCGCACGGGGGCGGCACGAUCCAAGGCCACGUCGAGCUGUUCACGCGGAUGCUCCGGCUGCAGGUGCAACAGACCGGGGUGCAGGUGUUCUCGGUUGACUACCGCUUGGCGCCGGAACACCCGCACCCGACGCCCUCGGAGGACUGCUACGCCGGACUGACCUGGCUCCACCAGCACGCGGACGAGUUUGGGGUGGACCGCAGUCGCAUUGCCACGAUGGGAGAGAGUGCCGGCGGACUACUGGCGGCGGCGCUGGCGUUGAUGGCCCGUGACCGUGGUUUGUCACCGCCGCUGGCCAAACAGAUCCUCAUCUACCCCAUGCUGGACGAUCGGAACACCACGCCGAUCGCGGCGCUGGAGCCGCUCGCACUCUGGCGGAAUGACGAUAACAUCACCGCCUGGACCGCCCUGUUGGGACAGGACAUUGGCACGGAUCGGGCGUCGCCGUAUGCUGCGCCGGCGCGCGCGAGCAAGAUGGAGGGUCUCCCGCCUACGUAUAUCGAUGUGGGCGAGCUGGACAUCUUCCGCGACGAAGACAUCGCCUAUGCGGGUCGCAUCGCGGCUGCGAACAUCAGCGUAGAGCUGCAUGUGUAUCCGGGGCUGCCUCAUGCGUUUGAAGUGUAUGCGCCGGACGCGGAGCCCACGAAGCGAGCGGUCGCGGACCGCCACCGGGCGAUUUCAACCUUGUAA